Molecule: messenger RNA, 751 nt
Organism: Poecile atricapillus (Black-capped chickadee)
Lineage: Eukaryota; Metazoa; Chordata; Aves; Passeriformes; Paridae
Product: low-density lipoprotein receptor-like
Exons: 2
Molecular function (GO): protein binding
Source: RefSeq, a predicted model, not a curated record
CACACCGGACCGGGAUCAGCACCGGUCGGGAACACCGGGACAGACCGGACCGGAGCGGAGCGGGAUCAGCACCGGGGCCAGCACAGGACUGAGCGGUACCGGGAUCCGCACCGAGCGCCCGGAUCCCUCCAAGCCCCGGCUCCGCUCCCGGUGAGCGCCAGGACACGAACCCCGGUUGGAAAACCGGGACAGAACCCAGAGCCAAAGGAAAGGAGCCGGGAAACACCGGGAUGGGAGCCGGCAGCACCGGGAUAAGAGCGGGAACAGCCGGGAGCGGACCCGGGACCACCGGGAGUAGAGCGGGAAGCACCGGGACCGCCGCGAUCCUCCUGCUCCUUCUGGGAACGGCGGCGGCGACACCGAGCGCAGCGCCCCCGCCGUGCCCCCCGGAGCAGCUGCGCUGCGGGGACGGUUCGUGCCUGUCGCGAUCGUUCGCCUGUGACGGGGAGCGCGAUUGUCCCGACGGGGGGGACGAGCUGGGCUGCGCCCCCCCGCCCUCGCCGCCGCCCUGCGCCCCCUCCUCGUUCCGCUGUCGCGACGGGAGCUGCGUCCCGCGGCUCUGGAGCUGCGAUGGCGAUCCCGACUGUCGCGACGGGGAGGAUGAGGAGCCGGAGCUGUGCGGGACCCCCCGGCCCCCCCCGCGCCUGCCCCCCCCUGCAGUUCCCCUGCGGCUCCGGGGAGUGCGUGCACAGGCGGUGGCGCUGCGACGGCACCCCCGACUGUCGCGACAGCUCCGACGAGGAGGGGUGUG